AUGCACGCCGUCGCGUCCGCCGCCGCGCGCCUCGCGCCGUCGCCGCGUUCAUCGCGCCUCCGUUCAUCCGCCGCCGUCCGAUUCGCGCCCCGUCGAUGUCGCCUUAGUCCGGUCCGCGCGGAGCGAGCUUCCAACAAGAACGCGGCGGAAGAGAUCACCUCCGCUAAGCUCUCCCUCCUGGUCGACGACCUCAGGGCCGCGUCCGGCGACGCCAACGGCGUGGACCUCACAGACGAGGACAGGAGCGAGGUCGACUCCAUCCUCGCCGUCAUCGAAUCGCUGUGCCCCUCCGACAAUCGAGCAAAAGCCCACGUCGACGGCACCCUCGCGGGAACCUCCUGGGACCUGAUCUACACCGACUCGGCGGGCAACUCCAGCGGGAAGAUCGGACCGUUCGUGGGGAAGGUCAGGCAGGUGUUCAAACCCUCGGACGACCCAAACGGAGGCCCCGGGACGUACACCAACGUCGUCGAGCUCUUCGGCGGUCUCCUCGCGAUCAAGCUGGACGCGGUGGCGGAGGCGGUGACGGGUCGCGGCACAGCUGGCGUCGGGGCACCAGAUGCAUCAUCAGACGGGGCGAAUGCGUCAUCAGACGCGCUCAAGGUGACGUUCGUGGACACUUCCGUGUGGGUGCUGGGCGCUGAGGUGUUCCGCAGGCCGUUCCCGGAGGGACGAUCGGGGACGUGGGUGAUGAAGCACGUGAGCGACGAGCUGAGGGUGCUGAGAACCAACCAAGGGAACGUCUUCGCGUUGGGUCGGUCGAGUGACUCUUAA
Messenger RNA from Micromonas commoda, 774 nucleotides. RefSeq lists its product with no specific name. The coding region runs from base 1 to 774 and encodes 257 amino acids. The transcript has a single exon. NCBI's taxonomy places the organism in Eukaryota, Viridiplantae, Chlorophyta, Mamiellophyceae, Mamiellales, Mamiellaceae. The record is from RefSeq and is a predicted model, not a curated record.